Lolium rigidum is the source of this 2250-nucleotide messenger RNA. Its product is annotated as pentatricopeptide repeat-containing protein At3g18020-like. Gene Ontology annotation, molecular function: protein binding. The coding region runs from base 1 to 2190 and encodes 729 amino acids. Lineage: Eukaryota; Viridiplantae; Streptophyta; Magnoliopsida; Poales; Poaceae. The transcript has a single exon. The record is from RefSeq and is a predicted model, not a curated record.
AUGGCGGCGGCUACGCAACCCGAGCAGCCGGACCUGGGCUGCCUGGUGGACGAGCUCUGCGCGUCGGGCCGCUCCGCCGAGGCGCACCACCGCGUCGCGCUCCUCCUCUCCACAUCCUCCCCGUGGCGCCGCCUCGACGGACCCACCGCCAACGGCCUCCUCCGCCGCCUCCUCCGUGCCCGCACGCCCCUCCUCACGCUCCGCCUACUCCAGGCCGCCCCGUUCCUGCCCUCCCUCCCCAACUACAACCGCCUCCUCGCGCUCCUCUCCUCCGCCGCGGCACCAUGGCUCCUCCUCCUCGCCCACCGCCUCCUCAUACGCAUGCGCGUGCCCCCGGAUGCCGCCUCAUACGCGGCGCUCCUCAGCGGCUACGCCAACGCCGCCGACCCUGCCGCCGCCCACAACCUGCUCGACGAAAUGCAACACUGGGGCCUCGCUCCCAGCUCCCUCGCGCAAACCUACCUCGUCAAGGCCUUCCUCCGCAGCCGCGACGUCGAGGCCGCCAUGAACCUCGUCGACAACCGACUCUGGCCAAGCAUGGAGCGGCUCCACAACGAGGACCAGGGGCUCAAGAACGCCGCGUUCGCCAACCUCGUGCAGUGCCUGUGCGACGAGGGGUUCUUCCACCUCGUCUUCCGCGUCGCGGAGGAGAUGCCGCAGCGUCGGUGUGGCGUCCCCGACGAGUUCGCCUACGCCCAGAUGAUCGACUCGCUGUGCCGGGCUGGGCAGCACCAUGGCGCGUCUCGGAUAGUGUACAUCAUGGGGAAGCGGGGCCUCUGCCCGAGCACCGUGUCCUACAACUGCAUUGUUCACGGGCUGUGCACCAGUAAGAAGCCCGGGGGACGCCUCAGGGCAUACCAGCUGGUGACGGAAGGCGUGCGUUUCGGGUAUCGGCCGAGAGAGGUGACAUUCAAGGUACUCGUCGAGGAGCUCUGCCGGGAGAAAGAGCUCGCCAAGGCCAAGGAUGUCCUGGAGCUGAUGCUGCAGCCCCAAACUGGUCAUGACAAGCCUGAUGAGGAGACCAGGACUAGGCUAUACAAUAUGUUCCUUGGGGCGCUGCGUGCCGUGGACAACCCCAGCGAGCAGCUCAGUGUGCUCGUGUCCAUGCUGCAGGGGGAAUGCAGGCCGGAUGUAAUCACCAUGAACACUGUUGUCCAUGGCUUCUGCAAAGUUGGGCGGGCCCAGGAGGCUAGAAAGAUUGUGGACGACAUGAUCAAUGGGAAAUUCUGUGCUCCUGAUGUCGUCACGUUCACCACCCUCAUUUCUGGAUACCUGGAUGCAGGCGAGCAUGCAGAAGCCCUGCAUGUGCUGCAUACUUUGAUGCCCCGGCGCCGGUGCGCCCCUAAUGUUGUCACCUACAACUCUGUCCUCAAGGGACUGUUCUGCCUUGGGCAAGUUGAGGAAGCAAUUCAGCUCUUCGACGAAAUGAAGUCGAAUAAUGUUGUUGCCGACUCUGUUACUCACACGUUGGUGAUCAAAGGGCUGUGCGGGGCAGGACAACUCGAGAAGGCAAAGGCAUUUUGGGAUAAUGUAGUCUGGCCAUCUGGGAUACAUGAUGGUUAUGUGUACAGUGCAAUCUUCAGAGGCCUUUGCAAACUCGGGAAACUGGAACAGGCAUGUGAUUUCCUGUAUGAGUUAGUUGACUGUGGGGUUUAUCCCGGUGUCGUGUGCUACAAUAUACUCAUCGACACUGCCUGCAAGCAGGGGUCUAAGAAGUUAGUCUAUCAGGUGGUGAAGGAGAUGAGAAGGAAUGGCCUUUCACCAGAUGCUGUCACAUGGAGGAUUCUUGACAAAUUGCAUCUGUAUAGCAAUGAAGAACAAGAGGAGGACCGCCAGCUCCCCACUUAUCAUAUGGAUCAAAGUUGUGUGGAUGACGGAGUACAGCCUCUCAUCUCAGCCAAAAAUGAGAUACCUUCUUUAUUGUCAUCGUCAAAACAUCUCGAUGAAGUAUACAAGAAUAACAACAAAGCUAAGGUUGAAGAUGUUAGAUGCUCACCAGAAAUGCCCGAGAAGCCUUCUGAUUUUACUGAGACUAACAGAGAACAGGACUAUGUGAUAGAUGAUUCAGCAAGUGGAAUAAUAAUGGAGAAAGGUUAUACACUCAGGGAUGAUGACUUCGACAUGCAGGAUAAGCAACCUCUAAGAGGACCACUGUCUAGAGUAGUUAGAAAGGUUUUUGGCCUGCUCUAGAACAAGAACAGGUGUUGCUGGUUAGAAGGGGAACAGUUAGAAUAUUGUUUAAUGGAGGCU